Molecule: messenger RNA, 675 nt
Organism: Ambispora gerdemannii
Lineage: Eukaryota; Fungi; Glomeromycota; Glomeromycetes; Archaeosporales; Ambisporaceae
Source: the annotation of a GenBank genome assembly
AUGGAGGCUAAGUACUCUCGUGAAGUAUUGGAAAAUCAACAGCUUAUAAAGAAGAUCUUGGAUCGCAAAAAGAAAUCCAAGGAGAAGAAAUUAAAAAUUGCUAAGGAUUUAUUGCAAAGCAAUGACUCUUUGAGUCUAGAUGAAGAUGAAAUAGCAAAAAUUAAAGAUGAAGAGUCACAGAAGUCAGCUAAAAAAUGGCUCAAAAAUUAUAUUAAGAACUUACGCGAUGCUCCAAAAAAAGAUGAAGCCAUUAUCUCUCAUUUAUGGAAAGAUGCUAUUAUACAUGCCGAAAAAUUAUGCUCUACUAUGAAUAUUAGCAGUUCUAUUAAAAAUUCUCCACAGAAAAAUAAUCCUUAUUUCAAUGCGUUAGAUAAACAUAAGGAACCUAUUCACUCAAAAUUAUCAACGCUACUCAUAGAAAUUUCGAAUAUAUUUACAGGAUAUAGAGAAGGUUUGUAUAAAUUAGUUAAUAACUCUCAUAAGUAUAGUGGAGCUAGUGCCAAGGCACAUAUUUCUAAAAGUACAAUUUUGGAAGAAUAUAUAUUAACUGAUAUUUUAGAAUCUGAGUGUGGGAUACUAACAGAAUUCAGAAAUACGUGGUACAAAGUAAUUGGUCUUGAGAUUGCGCGUCUUCAGGCACUAUCGAUUACGCAGAAUAGUAAAAAAGAUGUCUGA